Molecule: messenger RNA, 8325 nt
Organism: Mugil cephalus (flathead mullet)
Lineage: Eukaryota; Metazoa; Chordata; Actinopteri; Mugiliformes; Mugilidae
Gene: svila
Product: supervillin a
Exons: 41
Coding region: 579-7568 (2329 amino acids)
Biological process (GO): cytoskeleton organization; actin polymerization or depolymerization; barbed-end actin filament capping
Cellular component (GO): actin cytoskeleton; cytoplasm
Molecular function (GO): phosphatidylinositol-4,5-bisphosphate binding; actin filament binding
Source: RefSeq, a predicted model, not a curated record
UCUCUUUUACGCACACAUACGCACUGUUUUCUUUUUAUCUCUCUUCCUGUCAGACUCAUUCUGAAGCGUGCGGGACAGGAGGACACUUUGCUUCAAUCUGAAGUCAGGACAGGGUCUAAUUUUCUUGCCUUGGCUAAUGAGCUUAGCCCGUGUUGAGCAGCUUUUAGCCCUGCAGGUUGUUGUUGUUGUCAUAGCUGUAGUAAAGAGCCCUCAGUGGUUAGAGCGAGGAUCCAGAGUGGAGGAAUAGAUGGAGGAAAAGAGGCAGAGCUGCAGCCACAGCUUCACCGCUCCUCUGUUUGCCUACCAGGACCACCUCUGAUUGUACCGACACUGCGGCUGGGACGAAUCUCUCUCCACUCCCUCUUUCCCCUCCCUCGCUCUCUUCUGCUUCUCUCUAACACUACCUGACUCCCUUCUCUCUCCCCCUCUCCGCCUGCACCGGAGCACUAACAAAGUGCUUUUGUAGCUGCAUCACUUCUCGGGCAGCUGCUCCCCUUUCUUCCCCCCCCAAGUCUGUCUUUCCAAUUCUUUUAGCUUCUUUUCUAUCUUGAGCUCUUGACACUGACUUUGUGGCCAAAAUGUAUCGGAACCCAUGGAUCUCGAAUUACCUGAGUCACGUCAAGUUCUGCAGCCAAGGACUUGGGAGUGAGACGCCCAUUAAACUAAGCAACCCCAGAUUGCUACAGAAGAGAGCACUGAGCUUCCAGAAAGAAUUCUCCUUUGACGAAAAAGACGAUCCAGCCAAAAGCACCAAGGAUAUAGAUGUUAGUCUCUUGGCCAGUCUCCCCAAAGUCUCUGAAUUGAGGAAACGAUUUGAAGGCAUCACCACAAGCUCAAGUGAUUGGGAUAUGAACAGAAAAGAACGUAUUGCUCGACGGUUGGAGGGCAUAGAGGCUGAGGUUCAUCCCAGUCUGCUGCCAAGCCUGGUCGCUAACCGCCUUCUGGAGGAGGACACACCACGAUACACCAGGGCCUCUGACCCCUGUGAACCCUGCGCUGUUACAGUCCAGCGGUAUGGAUCGGAGGGAUAUGAAAGCCAUGAAAGGCAGUUGAAGGCUCCAGAGCGACAGUCGAGAGCACGAUGCAGACCUGAAACUCAGUCCACCGUUCACACCGAGCCGAUACACAAUUCAGGUUCCACCACUGCUGUCCCAGAGCUGGAGUCCAAGGCUGAACGCAUCGCCCGUUACAAGGCAGAGCGGCGCCGGCAGCUGGCUGAGCGCUAUGGCAUAUCUUUGGAUCAUGAGCCAGACUCGGACCAUCCCCCCCGUUACACCAAUACUCGGAAAGAGUCUGAUGGAUCAGAGAGGCAUAACAAAUGGGAUUCGUUUGGGGAAGAAGGGAGGGACAUCACUCUGAGUGCUUACACCAGCUCCUCAGCUACCAGUCCAAGGGCGGGACGCUCGGCACCACCGCAUGGCUACCCCGAUCCAGGCUAUGAUGUGGGUCGACCCAGGGCUGACUCAUUCUCUGAGAGGGAGAGGCUGAUGAACCUGGAAAAUCAGCGCAGGGCUGCUCCUCCUGAGCCUCCAUCCUCUUCCUCAUACAUGGACGUGACCUCUUUGUCCACCUCUGCCAGGGUGCCUGUGAAGGACUAUUCAGUCACAGGGAUGCCGCCCAGCUCACCCAAGCUGAGUAGGCAACCCUCCCUGUCCUCACCUAAACACGGGGUGUCUCCCGGGGAUCUAUUCAUUGAGCAGCAGGCACACAACAUCCUCAGCAGACAGGGAAUCAGAGUUAGGGAGAGACUUGCCAAGGAGGAGGGCCGCCAGAGAAGCCCUGAGUUGGGAAAUGUUACAGAAGCUCCAGUCUACCGCAGACAGAUUCAGCCCCAGGCUCAGACCUCUACCCGCUACUACCACCACACAGACCCACCGGCUCCCCACUCUUCCUACUCCCACCUGCACCAUCAUCCCCAAGCUCAGGCCACCAGGUCUGGUUCCCAGGGAGGACACGAGGCUGGCGGUUACCCCAGUUAUCUGUCUAUGACGUCUGGUCCUACACCCAGAGCCGUGCAACAGCAGCAACAACAGGUCCAGGCGGAAGAGACAGAGGAGUCUGAGGAUGUGAAGACUGAGGGGCUCCUGAGGAGCAGAAAAGCCGUCCUGCCCUCAGAAAUCCGCCGCAGAGAGAGGAGCACAGAGGACCCACGAAGAGGUAGAGGGGAUGACGAGGUGGGAAUGUCCAGGAUGCAGAGCUUCAGCCAGGAGAGGGAGGUAGAGGCUGAAGAGCUAGCGAGAGGAGGUUUCAGAGGAGGCAGAACCAGGUGGGACGAAGCGGAAUACACCUCCCAUCUGCAAGGUGCAGAAGCCAGAACAAGAGAGCAUGAAAACACCACAUAUAUUCACAAAAGUCCCAGAGGGAGCUCCACCUCCAGUGCAGCCGUGAGCCGCCAGGUGUCGGGUGCUGGUGAUGCACGACUACUCAAUCAAAGGACCCUCCAGCACCAGACGCAGGACCCCCACAGUGUCAGAGAGGGUGAGGGUUUCAGUAACGGAGAGAGUCACAAGGACGCUCGUGGCGUGUCUGUGGCCCAGCUCAGACAUUCCUACAUGGAGAGUGCCACCACCGCCACCUCCACCACUCCUCCAACCAGCCGCAGGAAUAACCUUGAGGCUGAAGGGGGCUUCGAGGCCCCGUGGAGAGGGGAAAGGGAGAGGGGCCGCAGACCCCGACAAUAUAUCUGUCCCGGGGAGAGUAGAAAGACCUCAGAGAGGUUUAGGACGCAGCCCAUCACUUCUGCUGAGCGCCAGGAGACUGAUAGGUCCUGUGUGAGUUCAGAGUUUGCUUCAACUGAAGCAGACGAAGAGAAACUAGAUGAACGGGCCAAGCUGAGCGUGGCAGCCAAGCGCUCUCUCUUCAGAGAACUGGAGAAGAGUAUUGAUGGAGGAAUUCCUAAAUUACGGUCCAGGAAUGCAGCUGUGGACAGGAGACUAAGACGAACACAAGACCGAUCGAGAACUCAGCCGGUCACCACUGAAGAAGUCGUCAUCGCAGCCACCGUCCCCUCUCACGUGCCACAAACGGUGGCUGUUCACACCGCUGUAGCACGCCUCCCUAGCCCCACCCUAGCUGGCAGUGCCGCCCUGCCACACAGCCUGCAGGCAUCAUCACAGCGGAGCAUGGCUGCCCAGGAAGAGGCUCGAGAACGAGCUCGGGAACAGGCCCGGCAGAUGCAGGAUACCCAGGAGGGUCAGAGCUCCAAGCAGGCGCCCCCAAUGGAGGGAAAGGUUGAGAAGCCGAGUCAGGGUCAGGACGAGCCUGAUCUCUGCACGCUCAGCUUGGCAGAAAAGAUGGCGCUGUUCAACCGUCUGGCUCAGCCCCCGACCAGGGUCACCCGAACCAGAGGGGACACGCGCCAGCGCAGGGCCAACGCUCGCUACCAGACACAGCCCAUCACUCUGGGAGACAUGGAACAGAUUCACAAUGGUGCAGGCUCCCGCUAUGGACACCUGCCCUCUUCCUCAUCACCCUCUGCACUCAGAGCAGGAGGCACCGUCUCCACCGACCACGCCGGAGACAUCCACAUCACCAGAGCGGCAGCCUGCGUCGUCCCCAGCUCCGACCGGUGUCUGACCCAGGAGUCCUCGGACCACCGCUCGUACCAGAUCCCGCCGCAAGGUGAAGAUGAAGCCGGUCUGGGGUCGGCGAAGAGGAAGCUGCCCUCACCCGAGGGCCCAGUCAGGCAGGCUGCUCCUCACCAGCCUCCGACUGAAAGGGAGAGGAGAGAGGAAGAGGAGGAAGAGAGGGAGGAGCUGCAGCAGUGGCAGCUUUCUAGAGGGAGAGAAGAGGGAGCUGUGCGGAGCUCGGAGAGCCACAUGCUCCAGGAGGGGACGGAGCACAAAGGGUAUCUGAGGGAGGAAAGAUACCACUCAGACAGCCAGAGGACCCGAACCAUCAGUGGAGAUUUCCAGGAGUCCACCGUGGUAACAUCCAGACGAGGAUCUGGUUCGCCCAGGAGUGGGUGUCAGCUUCCUGUGGACGACACAGACGGACUGGUCCAGCUCGAGCAAGGAGACGAAACAAGCGACAUGAUGGCCCGACACAUGUCCAUCAGAGAGAGAGUUGCCUUGUUAAAAAAGAGUGGCGAGGAGGACUGGAGGAACAGGAUCAAUAGGAAGCAGGAUGUGGUGAAGAUCGCUGUGGGCGAGCAGCACGCUCAGCUCUGGGAGGUGGAGCAUAGCUUCAAGAAGAAGGACGAUGAAGCGCCGAUGAUGAUCGAUGAGUUUGCUGUGUCCGACCAGCUCUGGGAGCCUGUCUUUGCUGCUACUUUCUCUCCUCCUCCUGAGCCUCCUUUCCAUUCCUCUUCCCCUGAUGAUGAGUCUGCUAGCCAGGCCACCAGAUCUCCCCGACCUAUGCAGGUGGAUGAAAGGCACCCCUGGAGGCGGAAGAGACUAGCAGAGGCUGAGAUGGAGAGCCAGGGGAUGGACGCUCACAUGUCCAUCCAGGAGAGGAAGCAACUCAUAGUGGCUCGGGAGGAGGCGUGGAAGUCCAAAGGCCACGGAGCUGCCAACGACUCCACCCAGUUCACUGUGGCUGCACGCAUGGUGAAGAAAGGCCUGGCCUCCCCUACUGCUCUUCAGUCUCCAGUACUGUCCAAACCCAAGAACACCAACCUUGCCAUCUCCAAACCUCAGGAAGAGAUCAAGGCCAUACCAGAUCUGAACCUGGAGUCAGACAGGAAGUUGGAUAACUUAGAGUCAUUCCUUGGAAAGCUCAACAAUAAAGUGCCUGGACUUCCAGAAGCAACCAUCACUGUGACACAGAAGAAGGUAAAGGAAGUGAUGGCUCUCGAAGAUGAAACUUUUUCCAAGUUCUACCGUCAAGUGGAGGAGCUGCCCUCCAUCGCCAACAACAAGGUGCAGAUAGACGACGACUUUGACGCCAUCUUCGGACCCCAGGUGCCAAAGCUGACCUCAGAGAUGGUGCAGCACAAGCGGGCGGUGCGUCCAGCGCGUAAUGUCCAGUCCUCCAGGAACCCUCUGAAGAUGCUGGCUGCCAGGGAGGACAUCAGACACGAGUACACGGAGCAGAGGCUCAACAUCGGCCUGCUGGAGAGCAAAAGGAUGAAGGCUGAGAAGAUGAGUAAGAACUCUGGUUUCUCUGAGGUGGCUCUAGCUGGUCUGGCCAGUAAGGAGAACUUCAGCAACAUCAACCUGCGCAGCGUCAACAUCUCUGAGCAGAUGUCCAACAACAGCGCUGUGCCCUACAAGAAACUCAUGCUCCUGCAGGUCAAAGGUCGACGACACGUCCAGACCAGACUGGUGGAGCCCAGAGCAUCUUCGCUCAACAGCGGAGAUUGUUUCCUGCUCGUUACCCCACACCACUGCUUCAUCUGGAUCGGAGAGUUUGCCAACGUCAUUGAGAAGAGCAAGGCUUCAGAGUUAGCCAAUUUCAUACAGAGCAAGAGGGAUUUGGGCUGCAGAGCGAACUAUGUCCAGGUCAUUGAGGAGGGCAUCAACAUGCACAGCCAUGCUGUCAAGGAGUUCUGGAAGAGUCUGGGAGGGCUGUCCAAUUAUCAGUCUGCAGGAACGCCGGAUGAAGAUGAACUGUAUGAGGGCGCCAUUGUGGAGACUAACUGCAUUUACCGCCUGAUGGAUGACAAGCUGGUCCCAGAUGAUGAUUUUUGGGCCAAGAUGCCUCGCUGUUCUCUGCUCAACCCCACAGAGGUUUUGGUUUUCGACUUUGGCAGUGAGAUGUACAUUUGGCACGGGAAGGAAGUGACUCUAGCUCAGCGGAAGGUGGCCUUCCAGCUGGCUAAGCACCUGUGGAACGGCACCUUCGACUACACCAACUGUGACAUCAACCCGCUGGACCCAGGAGAGUGCAACCCACUCAUACCCAAGAAAGGCCAGGGCCGUCCUGACUGGGCAGUGUUUGGCAGACUGACGCAGCACAACGAGACCACCCUGUUCAAAGAGAAGUUUGUGGACUGGCGCGACUCCAGGAAAACACCCAGUCCCACAAAAAACACCAACGACCACUUGACCGAGCCAAAGGAGCUGUCUGGCUCUGAUCAGCACCGUGCAUACGAUGCCUCCCUGAUGCUGCCCCUCCUCGAGACGGCCGUCUCCACCAAACUGGACGGGUUCAACGUGGGCCGGGGCUACGGCCUGGUGGAGGCCGAGGACUGGCGGAGCUAUGAGAUCAGCACUUUGGCUGUGGAGGUCUGGCACAUCCUGGAGUUCGAUUACAGCCGCCUGCCACGCCAGAGCAUCGGCCAGUUCCACGAGGGCGACACAUACGUAGUGAAAUGGAAAUACAUGGUCAGCACUGCAGUUGGGAAGAGACAAAACCCCGAGCAGAUGAAGACGGCGGGAGCUGGGAAGGAGAAGUGCUGCUACUUCUUCUGGCAGGGCCGCAACUCCACUGUCAGCGAGAAAGGAACGUCAGCACUGAUGACGGUGGAGCUGGACGAGGAGCGGGGGGCACAGGUUCAAGUCCAGCAGGGUAAAGAGCCUCCAUGUUUCCUGCAGUGCUUCAAAGGGGGGAUGGUGAUCCACUCAGGAAAGAGAGAAGAAGAGGAGGAAAACUCGCAGAAUGACUGGCGUCUGUACUGUGUGCGUGGGGAGGUGGAGGUGGAGGGCCAUCUGCUGGAGGUGGCUUGUCACUGCAGCAGUCUGCGCUCCAGGUUCUCCAUGGUGCUGCUGAGCGUCAGCCAGGCCCUCAUCUACCUGUGGAACGGCUGCAAGUCUCAGAUGCACACAAGGGCUGUGGCACGCACCGCUGCCAAUAAGAUCAAAGAACAUUGUCCUCUAGAGACCGGCCUCCACAGCAGCAGCAAGGUGACCAUUCGGGAAUGUGACGAGGGGGCCGAGCCCUUGGGAUUCUGGGAGGCCCUCGGGAGGAGGGACAGGAAAGCAUAUGACUGCAUGCUGCAAGAUCCAGGCAGGUUUAACUUCACGCCUCGUCUGUACCAGCUGAGCAGCAGUUCAGGAGAGUUUACAGCCGUGGAGUUUCUCUACCCAGCCAGAGACCCCAGGCAGGUCAACUCUAUGCCCUUCCUGCAAGAGGACCUGUAUGCAGCUUCACAGCCAGCCCUGUUCCUGGUGGACAACCACCACGAGGUCUAUCUGUGGCAGGGCUGGUGGCCCCAGGACAGUGAAAGCACCGGCUCAGCCCGUAUCCGCUGGGACUCGGACAGGAAGUGUGCCAUGGAGACAGUGCUGCAGUACUGUAAAGAAAAGAAUGAGAACAAACCUCCCAAAGCCUAUCUGAUCCACGCUGGUCUGGAGCCGCUCACCUUCACCAACAUGUUCCCCAGCUGGGAGCACAGAGAGGACAUCGCUGAGAUCACUGAGAGGGAGGCAGAAGUGUGUAACCAGAUAAUCCUGGUGGAGGACGUGUUGGCCCGACUGUGUAAGACCACAUACCCUCUGGCAGAUCUUCUAGCCCGGCCGCUGCCUGAAGGAGUCGACCCUCUUCGCCUGGAAGUCUAUCUGUCUGAUGAGGACUUUGAGGGUGUAGGGCCUCAUGAGAAGAAAGGCCUGGACAUGAGCAGAGAGGAGUACGGCUGUUUGCCCGGCUGGAAGCAGGUGAACUUGAAGAAAGCCAAAGGACUUUUCUGAGCGGCUGAACUGCAUCAGGGUGUUUUUAGACUCCUCUUAUGUUGACGCUUGCAAGAGUGGAUGUUUGCGAAUGAAGGGGAGGAGCUAUGAAGGUGUGGAGGUGAUGAUCGGUGGAUGACUCGUGUGCCAGCUUCUCGUGCUGCAGAUUUCCUUCCCCUUGGUGUUUUAGUUGUGAUAAAUAUGAGACAAAUGUGGAUGGAUGCAUGAGAUAAACGUAGCCAUUGUUAAUGUUUGUACAUAUGUACUAUAUGCAGGACAGCCAGAGCCCUUACAUUGUGAGCCUUGCAGCAUCUAUUGGAAGUAGGUCCAUCUGGACACACUGAGACUCUCUAUGUAUGUUUGUCUUCACAAGUAAUUUAUAUUUAUAUCAAAUCCAUGCUUUUUUUUUUUUUUUUAAAGCUUCACAAAUAUUAAAAGAUAAUGGAAUAAAAUGUAUAAUAAAUGUAACAGAGGUUGUGUCAUAUGUGGAUAAAUACUACAGGACUUUGUCUCUCGCUGUACAGAUCACCCUUUGCCAUUUACAAAUCAAAAGAAGCAGCUUUAUUUGAAAAUGUCUAGUGUCACGGUUUCAGGCUGUCAGAUGAAAAGCAUACAGGCUUUGAUUAAAGAGUCAGAGCUGUCAAUGAAAUGAUCUCGAAACCCUUCAGUGUAUAGUGCCUUGCUUUGUGUACAGUUUAUACAGAUCCUAGUCUGCAUUUGGAAGACUUUUUGUGAUAUAAAGAACUAUGAUAGAAAUAAAAAGUUUGAUAUCAGAAAC